Molecule: messenger RNA, 1905 nt
Organism: Prunus avium (sweet cherry)
Lineage: Eukaryota; Viridiplantae; Streptophyta; Magnoliopsida; Rosales; Rosaceae
Gene: SHM4
Product: serine hydroxymethyltransferase 4
Biological process (GO): tetrahydrofolate interconversion
Cellular component (GO): cytoplasm; mitochondrion
Molecular function (GO): glycine hydroxymethyltransferase activity; pyridoxal phosphate binding
Source: RefSeq, a predicted model, not a curated record
AGCCACUCCACAAUCCACAUCUGACACCAACCACAGAAAAAUCACAAAAAGGCCAAAAUGGUAAUUUCAUAAUAUUCAACUCCUAUAAACCUCAGUUGUCAGUUUGCCACCACCACACCAGACCACACCACACCACCCAUCUCUAUCCUCUUCCUCUACUUUCAUCACCAUCUUCUUCGUCUUCUCCGAUCUCUGCCAAUGGAACCAGUGAACGACUGGGGCAACUCUCCCCUGGUGACCGUGGACCCAGAGAUCCACGAUCUCAUCGAGAAGGAGAAACGCCGCCAAUGCCGAGGGAUCGAGCUCAUUGCCUCCGAAAACUUCACUUCCUUCGCUGUCAUAGAGGCUCUGGGCAGUGCCUUAACCAACAAGUACUCUGAGGGCAUGCCCGGCAAUCGCUACUACGGCGGCAACGAGUUCAUCGACGAGAUCGAGAACCUCUGCCGAUCACGUGCCCUCCAGGCCUUCCACCUCGACGCCGCCAAAUGGGGCGUCAACGUGCAGCCAUACUCCGGUUCUCCGGCCAACUUCGCCGCCUACACGGCGGUGCUCCAGCCCCAUGACCGCAUCAUGGGAUUGGACCUUCCCUCCGGCGGCCACCUCACCCAUGGCUACUACACUUCUGGCGGGAAGAAGAUCUCCGCGACCUCGAUUUACUUCGAGAGUCUGCCUUACAAGGUCAAUUCCACAACUGGGUUCAUUGAUUAUGACAAGUUGGAGGAGAAGGCCUUGGAUUUCAGGCCCAGGUUGAUCAUUUGCGGUGGGAGUGCGUACCCGAGAGACUGGGAUUAUGCAAGGUUUCGCGCUGUUGCGGAUAAGUGUGGUGCGCUUUUGCUCUGUGACAUGGCUCACAUUAGUGGCCUUGUUGCUGCUCAGGAAGCUGCAAAUCCCUUUGAGUACUGUGACAUUGUCACAACCACAACCCACAAGAGCUUGAGGGGUCCUAGGGCUGGUAUGAUCUUCUACAGGAAGGGACCUAAACCACCCAAGAAGGGCCAACCCGAGGAUGCAGUCUACGACUUUGAAGACAAGAUCAACUUUGCUGUUUUCCCCUCCCUUCAGGGUGGUCCUCAUAAUCACCAGAUUGGUGCCCUAGCUGUUGCUCUUAAGCAGGCCAUGUCACCAGGGUUCAAGACCUAUGCUAAACAAGUCAAGGCCAAUGCUGUUGCCCUUGGAAACUACCUGAUAAGCAAGGAUUACAACCUUGUCACAGGAGGAACAGAGAACCACCUUGUUCUGUGGGAUCUCAGGCCACUUGGGUUGACUGGCAAUAAGGUUGAGAAGCUUUGUGACCUAUGCAACAUUACCGUGAACAAGAAUGCUGUUUUUGGUGACAGCAGCGCCUUGUCUCCUGGAGGAGUAAGAAUUGGUGCUCCGGCCAUGACUUCAAGAGGUUUGGUUGAGAAGGACUUCGAGAAGAUCGGGGAGUUCCUUCACAGGGCUGUAAGUCUCACCUUGAAAAUCCAGAAGGAGCAUGGGAAACUACUGAAGGACUUCAACAAGGGUUUGGUGAACAACAAGGACAUUGAAGAACUCAAGGCUGAUGUUGAAAAGUUCUCAGCCUCAUUUGAGAUGCCCGGUUUCGUCAUGUCCGAAAUGAAGUACAAGGAUUAGGCUUAGGUAACCAAUAUUUUUAUAAUUUUCACAAAUAUUUCUGGGUGUCACCUCACUUUGUGUUGAUCAGAAAAGGAAAGGAGAAAAAAGCCUCGUCUUGUUUUCAUGUCAUAGAUCAGCUGUUUGUUUUUGGUUUUUCCCAAUAUCCUUUUACAAGUUUCGAUGUAAUGUGUUACGAGUUUGAGAUAAAAUCCUCUCAGUAACUAAAUGCGUUACUUCUGUAUUCUCUUGUUCAUCUACAAAUAAACAAUGAAUUCUUAUUUUAUUAAAUUUUUGGGUAGUGAAAGAUGA